UAAACACAUGUUUUGACAUAACCUGUUUACACGAAGAACCUAACAAUAACAAUCAUUCAAAAUUGUUACAAAUAUGACUGCCACAGUUAAAGGAAACGUAUUAAUUUAUAAAGGAAGUAAUUUCUUUAAACAAAGACUUAUACUGUCUGUACUUAGUGGGAAAUCGGUUAAAAUAACGGAUAUUAGAGCCUUAGAUGAUGAACCUGGUUUACAAGAAUUUGAAGUUAGUUUGAUAAGGCUUUUGGACAAAAUAACCAAUGGUACUGUGGUAGAAUUAAACGAAACUGGCACAUCAGUGUUUUUUCAACCUGGACUUUUGCAUGGCGGUACUGUAGAACAUGAUUGUUCUGUACAACGAGGAAUUGGGUAUUACUUAGAAGCACUUUAUAUUUUGGGGUUGUUUUGUAAACAACCCCUCAACAUUACUUUGAGAGGUGUUACAAGCAAUAAUAUUGAUCCUUCUGUGGAUGUUAUGAGAACAUCCAUGAUGCAAACACUCAAAAGAUUUGUGUUAGACGACGACGAUUUAGAUUUAAAAAUAAAGAAAAGAGGGAUGAGACCUUUAGGAGGUGGUGAAGUAGUAUUUAGAUGUCCUGUAAGAAAACAAGUCCGUCCUAUACAACAAUUAGAUGGUGGUAUGGUUAAACGUAUUAGAGGGACAGCUUAUGCUUUAAGAGUUUCACCUGCCAUGGCCAACAGAAUAGUUGAAUCUUCUAAAGGCGUGCUGUUAAACUUUUUACCAGAUGUUUUCAUAACUACAGAUCAACUGAAAGGAAAACAGUCUGGUAAAAGUCCUGGUUUUGGAAUUCAUCUGGCAGCAGAGACUACAAAUGGAGUCAUUUAUUCAUCAGAACAAGUUUCAAAUAUAGCAUCAGAAGGGGAAACAUCUGUACCUGAAGAUAUUGGUGUGGCUGCUGCACACAGACUAUUAUAUGAAAUAUAUUUAGGUGGAGUUACUGAUUCAACAUCUCAAGCUUUAGCUAUAGUUAAUAUGGCUUUGGGCCCAAAGGAUGUAUCAAAAAUAGUAACAGGACCACUAACUAAUUAUACAAUAGGUUUACUUAGGCAUUUAAAAGAAUUUUUUGGAGUGACGUUUAAAAUAGAACCCUUUGAAGAUGAAGAACAGCAAACUGGAUCUGGUUCUGAAAAAGUACUUUUAACUUGUGUUGGAAUUGGCUAUACCAAUAUUAGCAAAAGAACAAUUUAAUUGUAAAAUUGUAUUUUAUGUAAAAUAUUUUAUAAUAAAAUUUUGUCUAAAUUUU
Messenger RNA from Aethina tumida (small hive beetle), 1262 nucleotides. RefSeq names its product probable RNA 3'-terminal phosphate cyclase-like protein (gene Rtc1). Gene Ontology annotation, biological process: endonucleolytic cleavage of tricistronic rRNA transcript (SSU-rRNA, 5.8S rRNA, LSU-rRNA); ribosome biogenesis. NCBI's taxonomy places the organism in Eukaryota, Metazoa, Arthropoda, Insecta, Coleoptera, Nitidulidae. The coding region runs from base 74 to 1207 and encodes 377 amino acids. The record is from RefSeq and is a predicted model, not a curated record. Gene Ontology annotation, molecular function: RNA endonuclease activity. The transcript has 4 exons. Gene Ontology annotation, cellular component: nucleolus.